Messenger RNA from Aphanomyces invadans, 386 nucleotides. RefSeq lists its product as hypothetical. The record is from RefSeq and is a predicted model, not a curated record. Gene Ontology annotation, cellular component: BBSome. Gene Ontology annotation, biological process: receptor localization to non-motile cilium; cilium assembly. The transcript has 2 exons. NCBI's taxonomy places the organism in Eukaryota, Oomycota, Saprolegniomycetes, Saprolegniales, Verrucalvaceae. Bases 40 to 234 code for a protein of 64 amino acids.
CCAACAUACAAUCGGCAUUACCAAACGUCGCCGGCCGCCAUGAACAAACCACGUGAGUUGCUUCAAGAAGUCCUCCCUAAGGCAGGCCUCGUGUACUCGGAGCGCGGCAACCUUAGCGAAGUGCUCUGCAAACCGAAAUUGAUGCCGAUCAAGUCGUUGACGUUGGUGCAAAUCGAAGAAAUCGAAAAGCAGGCGCGAAAGAAGGAGUCGACGCCCCCAUCUUAUCAAGACUGAACUAACACCAUGCAAGCAUGCAUGCUUCAUGGCCCAAUUGAUCUGUGAAUCCAAGCUAGAAUGUAUUUCAAGGGUUCGGCUGUUCGCGGAUUACUGUAAAGCGAACAGCGUGAAGGGAUCUCCCUCCCGAUCGAAUAUUACUGCAAUGCGCG